This is a messenger RNA of Salvelinus sp. IW2-2015, 1311 nucleotides long. Its product is annotated as adenosine receptor A1-like. Gene Ontology annotation, molecular function: G protein-coupled adenosine receptor activity. Gene Ontology annotation, cellular component: synapse; plasma membrane; dendrite. The record is from RefSeq and is a predicted model, not a curated record. Gene Ontology annotation, biological process: G protein-coupled adenosine receptor signaling pathway. NCBI's taxonomy places the organism in Eukaryota, Metazoa, Chordata, Actinopteri, Salmoniformes, Salmonidae.
AAUGGGCUUCAAAAUAAAACACUUUGGGAUGUGAUAAAUAAAACGGACAAGGAAAAUCAGAGCGUGUGUGACCAAAACAUAUCAGAGCGAGAGUAAAGCGCUGAGAGCUAUAUUGGGUCACCGCAUUGCUGCUUUGACUCUCAAAGCAACGGGAACGGGAAAUAGCACGGCGCACGAGCACGGGCGCCUGGUUGCAUUUGAUUUAAGCCGCCGCCUACCACAGCAGGGAGACCGUUCUGUUUCGUCCACUAAAUGACUAUCCAUGGCAGAUUUGUUUGUUUUUUAACUACGACCUGUUUUUCAACUGGUAACCGAGAAACCGUAGAUAAAAUAAGAUGUUAAAGUGAUUACCAGGGGUAAAUAAUAAACAAUACCGGGCAAGCAAGGUCCCUUCCCCGAGCGCAGGUGGAUCCAACGAAGUGGUGGAACAGGGUAUUGAAUGAGGACAGGAACUGCAGCGUACCACGAUAACCUCGGGACUACUAGCAUACUACUACCUUCAAAGAAUAGGUCUAACUAUUCAUUCCUAUAUCUGCUUUUUGGGGUCCAAAUGAUGCUAAAUUGCUAAAUUGUAUCAGAACAUCAUUAUGGUGGAAAUAGAAUAACCCAAGUGAUGUAGAACGCAUAACGCACUUGGACUAAAAGGUGUGUAACUCUAAUCAAAUUAUUGUUUUGUAGGCUUCCCAAGCCUGCUUCUGUUGAAAUAAUACCUAGUUCUUUCUCAUGUGGACCUAUAAUAGUCUGUAAAGGAUGCCUGAAGCACUCGCUCCAGCCCAGGCGCUCUACAUCGGCAUGGAGGUGGUGAUUGCCGUCUUCUCCGUCCUGGGUAAUGUGAUGGUGGUCUGGGCGGUGAAAAUUAACAAGUCGUUGAGAGACACAACAUUCUGUUUCAUCGUUUCUCUGGCCUUGGCGGAUAUCGUGGGAGCCCUCGUCAUCCCCUUGGCGAUAACUAUCAGCAUCGGACUUCAAACUCACUUCUACAGCUGCCUGAUGGUCGCGUGCACGGUGCUGGUGCUGACGCAAAGUUCCAUCCUGGCGCUCCUGGCUAUCGCGAUUGACCGCUAUCUCAGGGUCAAGAUUCCAACCAGCUAUAAGCGUGUGGUGACAAAGCAGCGAGCGGCCGUGGCGGUGGUGGUGUGUUGGACUGUGGCCUUCAUCGUGGGCUUGACCCCAUGCUGGGCUGGUAACAACCUCUGGAGGGUGCAGCAGAACGGUUCCCUGAACGACGAUCUCAUCAUCACUUGUCAGUUUGAGAACGUAAUCAGCAUGGACUUAUUGGUCUACUUCAACUUCUUCGGCUGGGUACUAUAA